AAUAUCAACUAUCAUCAUGGAUUUAGACCGCGAAGAUUUAAUCCUAUCCGAAGAUUACGUUUCCACUAUAGACAACGAAUUUAUUAACAUCAGUUCGGAAUUCGAUGUGGUCCAUUUCGAAAAGAUUUUCGACGUUGAAAAAAGUAAAUUCGUAAUAAACCUCAUCGUGUCGGUCCUAAAUGAGUGCAUGAACGAAUUGGCCAUUCUGCGAAGUGUGAACCUACAAAACGAUCUCGGAUUGAAUCCCGACAAGCUUUUGCAAUACACAACUGUCGAGGAGCGGUACAUGGGGCAAGAAAACCAUGCAGAAUAUCGGAUUAACUCAACUAAUAGUAAUUUUGAUAAAUUGGCAAAAGACAUAAACAUGUUUUACGUGUUGUUUAAAGAAGUGUGUCAAGAAAUUCGAGCUUAUGGAACUUAUAACGUAAUGCAAGACACUUUUGAGAUUAUCAAACGGAUGCAAAAAGAAGAAGAGGAUUUAUUGGAAGAUGAAGCUAAUCAAGAAAAAGUUAUUAAAGAUUUGGUAAACUGCCGCGAACAAGAACGCAUAGAAAACAUACACACAAUAGAAGAAACAAACUCGAAAAUCCAAAAACUAAAAUUUUUAGUCGAAGACAUUUACAUCUACGGUCAGCACGAAGUUCAAUACUUCAACAAAUGGGAACAAUCGCGUAUGGAACAAAACAUCUUAAAAAACAAAGGCAAAGAACAACAUUACGAAACAAUAAUUUCAAAAACCAACAUAAAAAUGCAACAAGAAAACCGUUGCGAUAACGAAUUGGAAAGGUAUUUCGAGGAAACGAGAAACGACGCGAUGGAAGAAAUACAACAAUGGAUGAAACAAUACGACGAAGAUACAGAACAAUUAGAAUCCAAUAUUGCCGAACUAAAAAUUAAUUUGGAUGAAAUAACCGAGCAACGGAUAAUUGCAAAUGAAAAAUACGCAAAACGACAAGCGGAAAUUGACGAUUGGUUGGAAUAUAGAAGAAUUAAAGAGGCUAAAGAGUUGCAACGUAUGAAAGAAAUUAAAGCUGCGACAAAAAUACAAGCUUGGUGGAGAGGAGUGAUGUUUAGAAAGCAAUUAGGGCCUUACAGGAAGAAGAAGAAGGGAAAAGGUAAAGAUAAGAAAGGAAAGAAAAAGGGAAAGAAGUAAUUUGUGAUAGGUACUUUAUUAUACAAAUAUUAUUGAAUAAGUUUGUAGUUUUUUUUUUUUU
Molecule: messenger RNA, 1214 nt
Organism: Ceutorhynchus assimilis (cabbage seed weevil)
Lineage: Eukaryota; Metazoa; Arthropoda; Insecta; Coleoptera; Curculionidae
Source: the annotation of a GenBank genome assembly